AUGGCAGAUUUGUAUGAGAUAAUUGAAAACAAGCGGAAGUAUUGGGACAAAAAGUCUUGCUCUUCCCCCGCUGAAUGGUUCGAUAAACUCGACCGCACUUGCACAGUUUAUGUAGGUAACCUAACUUUUACCACCCCUGAAGAAAGAAUUCACCAGGUUUUUAGAAUGGUUGGCCAAAUUGAUCACGUGACUAUGGGCCUAAACAGCGUAACACUCAGUCCUUGCGGCUUUGCUUUUGUCACGUACAAAGAUUCCGAACAUGCAAAACAAUCCGUCCAUGCAUUGAAUGGCUGUUAUAUCGAUGGAAGGGUCAUCAGAGUUGAUCUAGACGCAGGGAAUGGCGUUGAUGAUAAUAGGAAACUAGCACGCGGCCUCGAUGGCAAUCAAUGGCGGGAUGCCUUUAGGGAUGACUUUGAUAUCGCAAGGGGGGGAAGUGGCCUGGGAAUUAGUCCAGAAUCUCUGAAUAAUUAUAACCGCAAUUUUAAAAAACAGAGACGUUAG
Babesia microti strain RI is the source of this 501-nucleotide messenger RNA. RefSeq names its product nuclear cap-binding protein subunit 2. The coding region runs from base 1 to 501 and encodes 166 amino acids. The transcript has 2 exons. Lineage: Eukaryota; Apicomplexa; Aconoidasida; Piroplasmida; Babesiidae. Gene Ontology annotation, biological process: mRNA cis splicing, via spliceosome. Gene Ontology annotation, molecular function: RNA cap binding. Gene Ontology annotation, cellular component: nuclear cap binding complex. The record is from RefSeq and is a predicted model, not a curated record.